Molecule: messenger RNA, 5926 nt
Organism: Peromyscus californicus insignis
Lineage: Eukaryota; Metazoa; Chordata; Mammalia; Rodentia; Cricetidae
Gene: Dcdc1
Product: doublecortin domain containing 1
Exons: 37
Coding region: 122-5362 (1746 amino acids)
Biological process (GO): intracellular signal transduction; regulation of mitotic cytokinesis
Molecular function (GO): microtubule binding
Source: RefSeq, a predicted model, not a curated record
GCUGUGAGAGGAGCUCUGGAGAACUGCCUUUCCUGGUCUUACUCUAAUUGCCCUGGCCCCGGCCCCGACAUUGUCACAGCCUUCCACCUCUGCUGCGGAGCACCUUCAUCCCAGGGAGUUUAUGUCAAACCAGGCAAAAGCUGUUAUUAAAACUACUGAUGGUUGUUUGCAGCUUCAGCUUGGCCCCAACAGACUUUUGCAUUCAGCGGCUGUAUCAGAAGGGUCAGGCCUUCAAGAUUGUUCUACACAUCAAACAGCAUCAGAUCACGGCCAGGAAGAAUCAUCAAACCCAGAUAGCUGCAGAUCCAAGAGUAAAAACAAUUCUUGUUUUAUGUCGCCAUCCAAGAGAAACAGACCUGUCAGUGUGCCAGCGGGUCAGCCGAGAUCAUCAGAGUCCUCUCUAAAAUUGAAGUCACCCCAUAAUUGCCAAGGAUUGUCUCAGAGAUAUGAACUUCAACCAAGAGUCAUUAAGGUGACAGCUUACAAAAAUGGAUCUGGAACAGCCUUUGCCAAAGUUACUGCACCAACCAUUGCCUUGUUGCUGGAAACGUGCACACACAAGCUGAAUCUGAACAUGGCCGCACGACGAGUGUUCCUGGCAGACGGCACGGAAGCCCUCAAACCUGAAGAUAUACCCCAUGAAGCCAAUGUUUAUGUUUCAACAGGAGAGCCCUUUUUAGAUCCGUUCAAAAAAAUUAGAGACCAUCUGUUGUUAACGAAGAAAGUGACUUGGACAAUGCAUGGGUUGAUGCUUCCCACUGAUGUCAAAAGACAGAAAACCAAGCCCGUACUUUCCAGAAGGAUGAAGACACUUGCUCAGAAGACCUCAGUACGAAUUCUAGUCUUUAAGAAUGGCCUGGGGCAGGAUGGGCAUGAGAUCACAGUGGAAAAGGAAACAAUGAGAAAGGUUUUAGAUGCCUGCACAAUGAAAAUGAACCUAGACUCACAGGCCAGAUAUAUUUAUGAUAUGAAUGGUAAAAAAAUUGAAGAUAUUUCAGAAGUUCCUCUGCUUGAAAAAUGCCUGCAAAAUUCCAUCACACCUUUGCGGGGACCACUUUGGGUCUCUAAGGGAGAAGGUUUCAGCCCCUCGGGUGCUAAGAUGUACAUCCAAGGAGUUCUUGGGGCCUUGUAUCAACGAUUAAAGUCUGCAAAAAAUUAUUACAAGCAGUUGAACUUGAUCGUGAAUGAUGAGAAAUCGAAAAUCACAGAAAAGGCCAUUCUUUCGAUGACACCAGAGGAAUACCAGAAGUCACAAGAAGAUGUGAGCAUGCUGAUUGAUGAAUUGCAGACAGCUAUCAAAAGCAACAGAGGUCAUCUCGCUAAGCUUGGCCCCCAAUUACAGGCUGAGCAGGAGCAGUUUUCCUCUUAUGUCUGCCAACACAUUAGGAGCCUUCCAGCAAACACCGUGGUCCCGGGAGGUCUGCAGCUCAAGGUAUUUGAAAAUGGUAAAGACACUGGAGAGAUCUCCGUUUACAUCAGUAGAAAAGAUUUAACAUCUGAUAGCCCGACUCACCACGACAAAACAAUGCAAAGAUUACUUCUCAGAAUCCAUCAACGGCUCCAAGGUUCCUCCGUCAAUUCACAAGGCCUCCACUUUUCUUCAGCUCGGAUUUUCGAUGAGCGUGGUCAAGAGAUUAAGAGUCCACUGCAGCUGAAGAAUGGGCAAAAAAUUUGGCUUUCUUAUGGGAAAGCAUACAGAUCUCCGCUAAACCCUGUUUUGGCUCUGACCUUUGACCAAGUGACUGCUUUUGCCAGAGAUGGUAUCACUGCUGUCUAUAAGACCCUCAUGGAUUCUGAUGCUGCUCCGCUAUUUGGAUGUGACGAUUGGGAAGUUUGUGAAGGAUUUCCAGUGAACAUUGGCAGCACCAGUCAACAGAUCCAUGAUUGCUUUGAAAAGGUGGCCUUGGAGAGUCAUUUCCUACAGAACAAGGCGGAUCCCAAUAUUGUUCUUUAUGCCUCUGUAUCCAUCAGAAAGCACAGUUCCUCAAGGAGGGAAGUGAACAGCAGGAACCAGAAAGUGUCCUGGCCUGCAGCCAGCGUGUGGCUGAUCACCAAGACUGGGAUGAUCCUGAGCAGAGCGAUAACUCAAGGCUGCCUGGCUGUUGGUCAUCCAGUCAGAGUCAAGAGCACCCAGGGGACAUCACUGGAAGGAUAUAAAUUACUGCUACAGAAAAGACAUGAAGGAGAUGAGUCCCAGAAGUGGACGUUUGGAACAGAUGGCUGUAUUUAUUCUAAGGCUUAUCCUCAGUUUGUCCUGACUUACCUGGAGGACCUCACUGCUCCAGUGGAUGUGAGCCAAACAGAGGACCAUAUUCACCACAGAGCCUGGACCACAGCUCAUCAAGAACACGGCAAACCCUGUGUGGAAGAGGGUUUGCAAAACCACACCAACAGUCCUUUGCUGAAGCAGCUGUCGGAACCCUCGGAUUCUCAGGAUGUGCCACGAGGCUCUCUAGAGGGGACAGGGCAGCCGGCAGUGGUACUGCUGAGAAAACUGGAAGGGAAACCUCCCAAGGCUCCUGCUCAGAGGUGGGCCAUAAAGCAUAAAGCGAUCAGGAAGCCCGGCCAGUGGAAACACUCCAAAGUUGAAAAUCCUCUUUGGAACAAGCUCACGUACAUGUGGCCAGUCCUUCCCAGUGGCCAGCUUAAUGAGGCGUUUGACUGGCCAAUAGAAGGUCUGCUGGUGCCGAAGAGCCCUCCCAUGAAGAGGCCGGUUUGUAAGAAAGCAGGGCAGUGUGGCCCUGUGAGACUCCGAAUUCUCAGGAAUGGAGAUAAGAAAAAGAGCAGACCCCUCGUUAUUGGCCCAGACAUCUCACUGGGGUGGAAAUCACAAAAUGUUAAACCUGAAGGGAAGGAGAAAAGCCAUGCUUCAAACUAUUCUGAAACAGAAAGAAACCAGAUUGAAUUUCAGCACCUUUUGGAGAGGUGCACUGAAAUUCUAAAUUUACCUUCUGCUGCUCGGAGGCUUUUCAAUGAAAAAGGGAAGGAAAUUUUUUCCCUGAAUGACCUGCAGAGAGAUGAACUGGUAUAUGUUUCAUGUGGAGAACACUGGGUUAAUUCUGACCUCUCCAUUGCUCAACAAAGGAAGCAAGUCUUCCUCAGGAGCCUUGAGUCUGACGUUUCCAAGAUUAAAACCUUUUGCAGCAUGUGCAAGGUGGAAGCUCUUGUUUUAGAAGUUCAAAGUGAGCUUGUAUCUGGGGGCAAGCUUGCUGUGCGUCAACCUGUAGUCAUUUUGGAAGAAGAGAAGCAAGUGAAAGGACCAGAGGGAACUCAGAUACAAAAUGAUGCUUUAACACCAGGAGAUGCUUCCAGAGACACUCUAGAUUCACAUGCGAGAGCACAUCUCCGCAUGGAAGCCUGUUGCAGGAUGCUCAAGUAUGCCUGGCAGGACCCUUCGUACAACCUUGCUGAUGAUGGCAACCUUCCAAAGAAAAUGGAGAAACAGUUCUUUGAAAAUGUGCAGCCCCAGAAGAAACACAGCCACUUCCCAAAGCACAGUAAAUUGCAGAAGCUACGUCACCAGGAGUUUGAAUACAAAGAUGGCCAAAUCAUUAGCCUUGCUGCUCCUCGGCUGGUCCUGGGUAUACAAGGCUCCAAACCCCGGUCAGGCACAGAGGUCGUUUUGGUGGAGAAGAAAUCUGAUGACAGUCACCAAUGCUGGACACAUAAAGAAGAAAGCAGGACCUUUCACCUGGUGAGUAACCCCAACCUAGUGCUGGCAGUGUCUAUGACGAAGACUCAAAAUGAAGCCCAUGGCUAUCCAGUUAUCAUUCAGAAAUACAAGCCACACAGCAACGGGGCCGCUAAUCAAAAGUGGCUCUACAUGGAAAGUCAGAGAGCAUUCAGAGCCCUUUACAGCACCGCCCUGGAUAAGGAAAUCACAGCGGCGAAUUCCUCUGGCCUUUGCACGUCAUCUGUCACUAAAGAAAACAUCGAUCAACCUGGUUACUAUUACCUCUCACCUGAUGGAAAGAAAAAGAUGAUGCUUUGCCUGGCUUGCGGACAGUGCAUGAGGGCAGAGAAGGGACUGAAACAGCUGCUUCCCAGUGCUCUGUUCUUCUGUGUCUCGGGCUCCGAGCAGACGUCCUUGCCACGAAGGCCUUUCAAGGUCAUCAGCAUUGCCAAGGCUGAUUUGUCUUCUUAUGAAGCUGAAAACACUCUAAGAUAUUAUGAAGAGCGUCUGUCCUCUUUGUGGAUGAAGACACGCUCAGGCGCUGCAUCUCACAGUGGUGUGGUAGCUUCAUAUCAACGGGCAGUGAAAAUCGUUGCAUACAAAAAUGGGGAAGGAUAUCGGAAUGGGAAGUUAAUUGUGGCUGGAACGUUCCAUGGGCUUCUUGCAGAAUGCACACAACGACUUGGACUCACUAGAGCAGCCUCCAAAGUCUACACCAGAGAUGGAAGCAGCAUCUUCACCUUGCGUGGCUUGGUUCUGUGGGCUAUAGGUGAAGCCCUUAUCCAGCGAGACCCCAAGGAGCAAGAGAGAAGCACAGACUCUGUUGGGACAGAAGAGAUAGCUGUUCAAGAUACAGAAGAAAACGCAAGAAUAAAAAUGGAAAACAGAUUGGACUGUUUGGAGGACAUAGAUAAAUCUUUGCUUGCUCAGAUCCUCAAAAGUCCUAUUGCCAUUUGGGUGUCUUGUGGUGAGCCAUUUCUGCCUCUAAAUGCUGCUGCACAGAAAUCAGAAAAAUUAAAGAAACAAAACUGGCUAAAGAGGGACCAAAUUUUGGCUGAUUUAGACACCAUGAGACACAAGAUGCGACAGUUGAAAGGGCGGCGAGUAGCAGCAUGUCAGCCAGCCACCAUGGUUCCCACCCAAAGCCCUCUGCAGCCGGUGGUGCUUGAAGGAGGCUGGACUGAGCCGACGCAAGAGGAAAUGAAGCUCAUGGAGAUUAUAAGGCAGACAGAGGCACAACUUUCUGAAGGCCAAGAACUACAGUCCAGACGCUCUCUGAUUGCAACUCAAUGUAAAGCAAGCCAGCAGCACAGCCUAUACCAGGGUCCCCGAGUGAAACGAGUGUGGGCUUACCGGAACGGAGGCCGACCUGGUGAUGGCACUCAUGCCUGGGCCAGCACUGUUUCAGAGUUGCUGGAUGAUUGCACUGCUCGUCUGAAAAUGUCCCACCCAGCAAAAACCCUGUACACCUCAAAUGGAGAGCUCAUUCAGUCAUGGGACAACAUAGAGAGGGAUAUGACUGUCUGUGUGUCUGCAGGACAUGGCUUUAUGACCUCAAAAGAAGAAAAGCAACUGGUGGACGUCAAAGCAAAUUUUGCCAGGAUCCGACGGCAUCGGGGCCCGGAAGCGACAGACAUUGUGGUGUCACCAUCCAUGAAGCUGCGGUCUCUCAUGGAGCUACACAACUGACCUCAGCCAGAACCUCAUGCUUGUGCUGUAUUUUACGGGUAUAGCUUGUUCUCAUAUGCUAGUUAUGACAUGAUAGUUCUGUAUCCCUUUUGACUCGUACACAGUCUCUCUUUUAUUCCCACCCUCAGCACUGAGAUUUGAACCUUGUCGUUGAGCAUAUCCUUGAGCAGUGUGCCACUGAGCUAUGCCUCCAGCUCCCUCAAACAGUCUCUUUUAAAGGUUAUUAGUUUCCACAUUCCAUGUGAAGUAGCAUUGGAUGCCUCCAGUCUGUUCCUGGAAAGGCAACAAAACCAGACAAAUAAUGCAAGUAAGGUGAUCAUCUUAGGUGAACUGUCUUUGAGAAAAUAAAAGCACAAACUACUCGUUAUUGAAAAGAAACUUAGAAGAAUCAAGGAACAUACAUAUAUGUACAUAUGUGUGUAUAUAGAUAGGACAGUGAUAAUAAAAUGACUCUUUGAUCACUGAACCCUAAUUUCAACUCUAAGUAGCAUUUUCUGGCUCCAUUUCUCUGAUUUUUGAGCUUCUGUUAAAAUCCCUCACAUACCCAAUAAAACUGGAACGGCU